GGUCGAGGAGGUUCGUGGACCGGAGAUAGUUCGGUGGCUCACCUAACUGUCACUUAAAGCUCAGGAGGAGUUGAUGGUUCAGUGAUUCAUACCCCGCAGAGGUUGGCAGAUAUCAGACAGCACCGACCGACAUGAGCGGCAAAACAGAAGUCAGCUUUGAUCCAAAAGAGCACCAACACCUGCGUUACAACCCUCUGCGGGACACCUGGGUCCUCGUGUCGGCCCACCGCAUGAAGAGACCCUGGGCAGGUCAGGUAGAGAAACCUCCCGAGGAACACAUACCCAGACACGACCCCCGCAACCCACUCUGUCCCGGCAACACACGCGCAAAUGGAGAGGUAAAUCCAGACUAUGACAGCACUUUCCUUUUUGAAAAUGACUUUCCCGCUCUUCAGCCGGAUGCACCAGAUCCUGGCUCAGAUCAACAUCCACUGUUCCAGUCCAAAGCUGCCAGGGGCGUCUGUAAGGUCAUGUGUUUCCAUCCCUGGUCAGACGUCACCCUCCCUCUCAUGAAAAGACAAGAGGUUGUCAAGGUGAUUGACAAGUGGGCAGAGCUUGUUGAGGAACUAGGAAGCACGUACCCCUGGGUGCAGAUCUUUGAGAACAAAGGAGCUACGAUGGGCUGUUCAAAUCCACAUCCUCACUGUCAGGUGUGGGCCAGCAGCUUCCUUCCUAAUGAGCCGGCUCUGUCAGACCGCAGUCAGAGAGCCUACCACCAGAAACAUGGAGAACCGCUGCUGCUGCAAUACGCCAAACAAGAGGCUGAGAAAAAGGAGCGUGUAGUGGUGGAGACGUCUGAUUGGCUGGCGGUGGUUCCAUAUUGGGCAACGUGGCCCUACCAAACGCUUUUGUUACCACGAAGACAUGUCCUCAGGAUCAAUGACCUCACCACAGAGGAGAGGGAGGGUCUGGCUGACAUCAUGAAGCGACUGCUGACCAAGUAUGACAAUCUGUUUGAGAUCUCGUUCCCCUACUCCAUGGGCUGGCACGGAGCCCCGACGGGCCCCCAUUUAAAGGAAGACAACUCUCACUGGCAGCUUCAUGCUCACUACUACCCUCCUCUGCUGCGUUCAGCCACAGUGAAGAAGUUCAUGGUGGGCUAUGAGAUGCUCGCCCAGGAGCAAAGGGACCUCACUCCUGAGCAGGCUGCUGAGAAGCUAAGGAACCUACCAGGAGAACACUACACUACUACGCAAUGACGUGUAACGCGACUAGUGCAGCAUGUUGACGUGCCUUUGCGAACCCAGGGAUUUAAGAUAUUCUUCUUGUAUAUAUGAAUAUACAUGUACUGCGCUGGUACUGAAAUGGACCUCAAACAAAAUUUGCUACCAAUCUCCGAAUCCAUGUUUUGGGGAGAUAAUUGGAGAACAUUACCCCCCCCCCCCACACACACACACACACACACACUCCCGCUGUUCCUUCUGUUGAAAUUAAACAAACUGUGUUUGUUGUUUCGUUUUGCUGUAAGCCUUCGACCACGCAGUGUUCUUCUUUCCAAUAACAAAAGGAGUUGUUUGUGACUCAAACAAUUGAGUUUGUUUCUUGUGAAUGUAGUCUCAUGGAAAACAAAUCAUUCUUGAAGUCGUUAACCGUUUCACCGCUUUACGCCUCAAAAGGUUUGCUUUAUUUCAUUUAGAACAAGGAUUUAACGGUAACAAUGUCGUCUGACAAUGUAAGACGACCAAGAGCAUUGUUAUUGAUUCUGAAAAACACCUUAAUCAGAGUUCUUAAAACAUAUACAUGUCACAGAUGGAACAUGUGUAAAACUAAAGGCAUGAUGUCAUGUGUACUUUGUUGGUAUGCGCAUGACACGACUGCACUGACAAAUGUGAUAAAGACACAUAUUUGACACUACACCUGAUGAUGGUUGACGCAAAACGUUCCUGAAUCACAAGUAUUCCGAAUACGGGGGAAGAAUUAAGGAUUGAUUUGGGGCUCUCAUGCGUUUGAUUAUUUCAGCACCACGGAGAGAGACACCCUUUUGAAAAGCAGAUGAGUAAUGAUCUGGUCUAGACAUACUGUCUCAGAAUGGAUCUGUCCAACACCCCGUCGAUUACUUGACACUUCUGACCCGGAAGGCCAUGCUGUGUUGUACAAAACAAAGCACUAUAAACUUCACAUGUUUUAAACUCCUUCUACGUGGGCGUGUCCAUGGACAGUUCAUUCAAAUUACUUUAUUGUAAUGACAUACUUCUAAAAUUAGAUUCUGAAUAUCAGCUGUUUCGAGAAAGAUGUAUGCAGGGAAAUCAAAAACUCCGUAACUAAUAACAAACCUAAGGGAUUACCAAGAGUGCGUAACAGUGGGCAAAGACCUGGUGAGCUCGAGGGGUCAUGCGGAUGGAGAUACUUCGUCAUUCAAUCAUUUCAAUUCAAUUGCAAUAAGAGCUAAAAUAAGCUCUAAAAGUAAAUGGGUUAAAAAAAAAAGUUAAAUUGUGUCUAGCACGUGAUUGUAAAUCAUGCAAAUAAAAAUACCAAGUUAAUUCUUGACAUGAUAAAUGAGGUGUGCUAUCACCAUGACAACGGCAGGUGGCAGUGUUGCUUACAAAGUGGAGGCAGAUGAGCUGCCUUUAGGCUGAGAAUCUGACUGCAUUUUAAAGUAUUGAUUUAAAGUAAAGCAAUAAUCUCUUUGUAAUCACUUGAAAUAAAAGCCUGCAUGCUUGCACAUCUUUUCACCUCCAGCGGGGAGGUCAAGGUCAGCUACAGAGCAUAAGGGUGUCAUUCAGGGACGUCUCAAAUUAUGUUUGUUGGUUUUCAGCUUGAUCUAACGGCCGACCAUGUCCUCUUCGGAUCAGUCUGUGAUAAAUAUCACAGGACACAUUUGGUGAGAAUGUACAAAAAGAUCAAGAUGUGCAAAGAUCGAGCAAAUCAUAGAACCACGUGGGGACUCCUGGUGCGUUGAUGUGGUCAAAUCUGUGAGACAAACUCAGCGCAGUGAAUGCCAGAGAGAAAUGUGUAUUACUGGACGUUAAUAAACGUACUAAAGAAUUUAAAUACUA
Messenger RNA from Pseudoliparis swirei, 2996 nucleotides. It is a transcript of the gene galt, whose product is annotated as galactose-1-phosphate uridylyltransferase. The record is from RefSeq and is a predicted model, not a curated record. Gene Ontology annotation, molecular function: zinc ion binding; UDP-glucose:hexose-1-phosphate uridylyltransferase activity. The transcript is spliced from 11 exons. The coding region runs from base 132 to 1199 and encodes 355 amino acids. NCBI's taxonomy places the organism in Eukaryota, Metazoa, Chordata, Actinopteri, Perciformes, Liparidae. Gene Ontology annotation, biological process: beta-D-galactose catabolic process via UDP-galactose, Leloir pathway. Gene Ontology annotation, cellular component: cytoplasm.